CCCAAAUAAAUCACACCCUUUUGGAAACUCAUCUGUUCCCCUCCCUUGCCUUUCUCUUUUUUCACAGAGAGAAAGAGAAGAGAGAGAUGAAUCAAGCAGGGUCUUCAGGCCUCGCUUCCUUUCUCACUAUCUCUAAUGUAUGAUGAAAUGAUCGAGAUCUAAACCUCUUCUUCUAGGAAGAAGAUGGCCAAGUCAAAUGCUCAACAAAACCCUGCUUUCCUUCUUGAUGCUCUCUACUGUUCAGAAGAGAAUUGGGAGGAAGAAGUCAGUGAUGACUACUUCCAAGAAGAUAACUACUGUUUUGGUAACAACGAGUCUAAUCAAUUGCCAAUCUUGCUAGAGCAAGACUUAUUUUGGGAAGAUGAUGAGGCUUCCACAUUGUUAUCCAAGGAAGAACCAAACCUUUUUUGUAAAAACCCGGAAACUGACCCAGCUUUGAUAAGGGCUCGCCGUGAUGCUGUGGAGUGGAUGCUCAAAGUCAAUGCUCACCACUCUUUCUCUGCUCUCACUGCAAUUCUUGCUGUCAACUACCUAGACAGGCUCCUGUUCAGUUUCCACUUCCAGAGAGAUAAGCCAUGGAUGACACAACUGGUUGCCGUGGCUUGUCUUUUUCUUGCGGCCAAGGUGGAGGAGACCCAAGUGCCCCUCUUAUUGGACCUACAAGUAGAGGGAAGUAAAUAUGUAUUUGAGGCCAAAACUAUACAGAGAAUGGAGAUUUUGGUUCUCUCCACGCUUAAAUGGAAGAUGAAUCCGGUGACGCCACUUGCUUUUCUCGAUUUCUUCGCAAGGAGAUUUGGGCUAAAGGACUAUGUCUUUGGGGAAUUUCGCAAGAGAUGCGAGCGUAUCAUUCUCUCUCUCAUUUCAGAUUCUAGGUUUAUGCAUUAUCUACCGUCUGUGAUGGCCACUGCUGCUAUGCUUCACGUUGUUGAAAGUAUAGAACCCUGUCUUGGAGUAGAUUUUGAAAACCAGCUAUUCGAUAUUCUAGCAGUCGACAAGGUUGAAAUCUUUUACUUGUCAUAUAUUCUACAUUUUAUCUUCAAAUUUGAUUUUAUUCUAGAAAUGUUGAUUAUGUAUAAACAGGACCAGGUAGAGAAGCUGAAAUUGAAGUUGGCAAUGGAAGGAUAUGGCAACAAAUCCAAUAAGCGCAAGUUUGGUUCAGUUCCAGGAAGUCCAAACGGCGUAAUGGAUGUGUCGUUUAGCUCUGAUACUUCCAACGAUUCAUGGCCGGUGGCAUUGUCUGUGUCUUCUUCGCCUGAACCACUAUCCAAGAAGAGCAGGGCUGAAGAUCUACUCAUGCAGAGGCAGAACCAUGCCAAUGUGUCUCCAGAUUUUCUCACCGUCCCUCGCUAGCCAGCUCCUUCAUUAGUUAUCUUUUCAUAGUCUUUGUAAUAAUAGAUACUGCUCUUUUAUAUCAUCUGCAAGUUAAAUUGCUUGCCAUCUCUGCAUUUCCCUAGCCUAAGCCCAAUUCUGGUUUCACUUGCAUCUCUUCUUCUUGGGUGGUGGGUAUGGAAAUUUGGAAGUAGAGAUCGUUAGCAUUUUAUUCAGACGAAAGUUCAAAGAAUAUGAACAUAGCAAUGAAGAGUACUUCCAUUUUCAUC
This is a messenger RNA of Mangifera indica (mango), 1598 nucleotides long. Its product is annotated as cyclin-D3-1-like. Gene Ontology annotation, molecular function: cyclin-dependent protein serine/threonine kinase regulator activity. The transcript has 3 exons. The coding region runs from base 184 to 1350 and encodes 388 amino acids. The record is from RefSeq and is a predicted model, not a curated record. NCBI's taxonomy places the organism in Eukaryota, Viridiplantae, Streptophyta, Magnoliopsida, Sapindales, Anacardiaceae. Gene Ontology annotation, cellular component: cyclin-dependent protein kinase holoenzyme complex; nucleus; cytoplasm. Gene Ontology annotation, biological process: regulation of cyclin-dependent protein serine/threonine kinase activity; mitotic cell cycle phase transition.